AUGCGUACCCACACGGCCAAAAGUUUGUCGUCUUGUGAAGUUAACAAAAAAAAGUUUACUUUCAGUACCAACCGGGAAGACCACGUGCAGACCAAUGCUAUUAAAAAACAGUAUGAUUGCAAAUUGUGUAAAGUUAAGUUUCCCAUGCUUAAUGAAUUAAAAAAGCACCUACACAAGCACAUUUCUAAAAAUCCAGUAGUUUCUUUUGCUGGCAAAAAUUAUUUUUCUUGUAUUUUUUGUGGAGCUAGUUUUCCCAAGAAACGCACAGUUGUGAAUCACAUAGAAACACAUUGCGACGAAAGACCCUUCGUGUGCAACAUUUGCAAAGCUACAUUUUCCGGUAAAUUGACGCACGCUUAUCACAUGAGUCAUGUCCAUGGCGUGGGAGCACCGUUCCACUGCUCAGUUUGUAAAGCCCCGUUUUCAAAACAAGCUGAUCUUUGGUCACAUUCCACUUCCCAUCCGUCUGAGUUUCCGCUGUCUUGUUCGGUUUGCAAAGCCAGGUUUUCUGCCAAAAGACAUUUGAAAGAUCACAUGGCGUCACAUGCUAUCAAAGAGGAUGAGUUCCAUUGUGCGGUCUGUGGUGGGAUAUUUUACUCUCGAAGUAGCAUUGUCGGUCACAUGCGUAAUCAUUCUGGUAAGAAACGAUUCAGAUGUUCCAUUUGUGGGAUAAUUUUCAGUCGUAAAGGUAACUUUCAAAAACACAUGUUGAUUCAUUGCAGUCAGAAAGAAUUCUCGUUGCCAGAUGGUAGAGGGAAAUGGAAGACCAGGGCGAGGGAGAACAAAGUGUGGGAUUGCAGGUAUUGCGAGGCUGUGUUCGCCAGCAAAGGUGAACUUGUGGUUCAUUCGACCGUGCACGACGAAGAGAAGCCGUGUUCGUGCCCAGUGUGUGGGGCCAAGUUCAGUGGUGAUCGCAGCCUGGCCAGCCACAUGCGAACCCACUCUAGCGAGCGACCGUUCUGCUGCACUGUCUGCAAGGCCAAGUUCGGCUACAGCAACAGCUUGAAGCACCACAUGCUCACUCACAGCGGCGAGAAACCCUUCAAGUGUAACAUCUGCGGCUGUCGGUUCACCCGCAAGGACAACUGCAAGUCUCACAUGUUUAUUCACUUUGCAAAGGAAAUAACAAAAAAGUUCAAAAUUAGCUGA
Messenger RNA from Bacillus rossius redtenbacheri, 1149 nucleotides. RefSeq names its product gastrula zinc finger protein XlCGF8.2DB-like. NCBI's taxonomy places the organism in Eukaryota, Metazoa, Arthropoda, Insecta, Phasmatodea, Bacillidae. The coding region runs from base 1 to 1149 and encodes 382 amino acids. The transcript has a single exon. The record is from RefSeq and is a predicted model, not a curated record.